GCAAAGGCACUUGUUUCUGUCGCCUUUACCUUACAACAAACCACCUACCUUUUACCUUCCCUCACCCCGUUUGCAUUCCCAUCGCUACUACAGACUCGGCGUCGACCUGCCCAUGAAUGUCUCUCGUUCAUCGUCGGCCCGUCUAGUAGUUCUUUUUUAUCAGCCAUCUUCUGUCUUACUCCUUCCAGCUCUAGCCCCCCGCCUGACCUAGCUCCUCCAUGGCAGCGACCUACGAUGUCGGCACGAGAGCGUGGCAGCCUGACGCAGCCGAGGGCUGGGUAGCCUCGGAGCUCAUCAGCAAGAAUGUCGAGGGCAACAAGACAAAUCUGGUCUUUCAGCUCGAAAAUGGCGAGACCAGGACCGUUACCGUCUCGACGGAGAUUCUGCAGAGCGGAGGCUCUGAUCCCUCCUUGCCGCCGCUCAUGAAUCCGACAAUCCUUGAAGCCAGUGAUGACCUCACUAACCUGUCGCAUCUUAACGAGCCGGCCGUGUUGCAGGCGAUUCGAUUGCGCUACUUACAAAAGGAAAUCUACACCUACAGUGGUAUCGUCUUGAUAGCGACAAACCCCUUUGCUCGAGUCGACUCUCUCUAUGUCCCGGGCAUGGUCCAGGUGUACGCCGGGAAGCAGCGCGCAACCCAGGCACCCCACCUGUUCGCCAUUGCUGAGGAGGCCUUCAUGGACAUGAUCCGCGAUGGCAAGAACCAAACCGUCGUCGUUUCUGGCGAAUCCGGUGCAGGAAAGACAGUCAGCGCAAAGUACAUCAUGCGCUACUUCGCUACGAGAGAAUCCCCCGAAAACCCUGGUGCUCGCAGCAAGCGAGGCGCCGAGACCAUGAGCGAGACGGAGGAACAGAUUCUGGCAACCAACCCCAUCAUGGAAGCCUUUGGCAACGCCAAAACCACCCGCAACGACAACUCAUCGCGAUUUGGUAAAUACAUCGAAAUCAUGUUUGACAGCGGGAGGAACAUCAUCGGCGCCAAGAUCCGCACAUAUCUGCUGGAGCGAUCACGUCUUGUGUUCCAGCCUCUCAAGGAGCGAAACUACCACAUCUUCUACCAGCUGGUUGCUGGCGCCUCGGACGAAGAGCGGGAGGCCCUGCACAUCCUCCCAAUCGAGCAGUUCGAGUAUCUCAACCAGGGAGACUGCCCAACCAUUGACGGAGUGGACGACAAGGCAGAGUUCGAAGCCACCAAGAAAUCCUUGGCCACCAUUGGUGUCACCGAAGCGCAGCAGGCCGACAUCUUCAAGCUGCUGGCCGGUCUGCUCCACCUGGGCAACGUCAAGAUCACGGCUUCGCGCAACGACAGCGUCCUCGCGCCGAAUGAGCCAUCAUUGGAGCUGGCCUGUAGCAUCUUGGGCGUCGACGCCGCCGAGUUCGCCAAGUGGAUUGUGAAGAAGCAGCUCGUGACCCGAGGCGAGAAGAUCACAUCCAACCUGAGCCAGGCCCAGGCCAUUGUCGUGCGCGAUUCCGUGGCCAAGUUCAUCUACUCGAGCUUAUUCGACUGGCUGGUGGAGAUUAUCAACCACAGUCUCGCAACAGAAGAGGUUCUCAGCCGCGUCACCUCCUUCAUCGGCGUGUUGGAUAUCUACGGUUUUGAGCACUUUGCGAAGAACUCGUUUGAGCAGUUCUGCAUCAAUUACGCCAACGAGAAGCUUCAGCAAGAGUUCAACCAGCAUGUGUUCAAGCUCGAGCAAGAAGAGUAUCUGCGGGAGCAGAUCGACUGGACUUUCAUCGACUUCUCGGACAACCAGCCGUGCAUUGAUCUCAUUGAAGGCAAAAUGGGCAUUCUUUCGCUCCUGGAUGAAGAGUCUCGUCUGCCAAUGGGAUCCGAUGACCAGUUUGUCAUGAAGCUCCACCAUAAUUUUGCGACCGAGAAGAAGCACCCCUUUUUCAAGAAGCCGAGGUUUGGCAAGUCCGCCUUCACAGUCUGCCACUAUGCCGUCGACGUCACCUACGAGUCCGAGGGCUUCAUCGAGAAGAAUCGAGACACGGUGCCCGACGAGCACAUGGCAGUCUUGCGCGCCUCAAGCAACUCAUUCCUCAAGCAGGUUCUGGAUGCUGCAUUGGCUGUUCGCGAAAAGGAUGUCGCGUCGGCUUCGUCGACCGUCAAGCCCGCCGCUGGUAGGAAGAUCGGCGUGGCUGUCAACAGGAAACCGACGCUGGGAGGAAUCUUCCGAUCGUCCCUGAUAGAGCUGAUGAACACCAUCAACAACACGGAUGUGCACUACAUCAGAUGCAUCAAGCCCAAUGAAGCCAAGGAGGCCUGGCAGUUUGAAGGGCCGAUGGUUCUCAGCCAACUUCGCGCUUGUGGUGUUCUCGAGACUGUUCGCAUCAGCACGGCAGGAUACCCGACUCGUUGGACUUAUGAGGAAUUUGCUCUGCGGUACUACAUGCUUGUUCACUCGAGCCAACUCACCUCUGAGAUUCGGCAAAUGGCCGAUGCCAUCUUGAAGAAGGCGCUGGGCACCAGCACUGGAAAGGGACUCGACAAGUAUCAGCUUGGCUUGACCAAGAUCUUCUUCCGCGCCGGCAUGCUUGCCUUCCUGGAAAACCUGCGCACCAACCGCCUCAACGAAUGCGCCAUCCUCAUCCAGAAGAACCUGCGGGCCAAGUACUACCGCCGCCGCUACCUGGAGGCUCGCGAGUCCAUUGUGCAGACGCAAGCAGUGAUUCGGGCGUACAUUGCGAGGAAGCAGGCCUUGGAGCUGAGGACCAUUCGCGCGGCAACAACCAUCCAGCGCGUCUGGCGCGGAUACAAGCAGCGCAAGGAAUUCCUGCGCAUCCGAAAGAACCUGAUCCUGUUCGAGUCGGUUGCCAAGGGUUACCUGCGCAGACGGAAUAUCAUGGAGACACGGGUCGGCAAUGCCGCACUCGUCAUCCAGAGAGUAUGGAGGUCGCGUAUGCAGCUUCGCACCUGGCGGCUGUACCGCAAGAGGGUGACGUUGAUCCAGAGCCUGUGGCGUGGCAAGUGCGCUCGUCGAGAAUACAAGCAUAUGCGAGAAGAGGCCCGCGAUCUCAAGCAGAUUUCUUACAAGUUGGAGAACAAGGUUGUCGAAUUGACCCAGAACCUAGGAUCGGUGAAGGAGAAGAACAAGAAUUUAAUCUCGCAGGUGGAAAGCUACGAGGGCCAGCUCAAGUCGUGGAAGAACCGCCACAAUGCGCUCGAGGCGAGAACCAAAGAAUUGCAGACCGAGGCCAACCAGGCGGGCAUCGCGGUCGCGCGCCUUCAAGCCAUGGAAGACGAAAUGAAGAAGCUCCAGCAAGCAUUCGACGAGUCGACUAUGAAUAUCAAGCGUAUGCAGGAAGAAGAACGCGAGCUCAGGGAAUCACUUCGCCUAACCAGUUCUGAGCUAGAAGCGACCAAAGAGACCAGCCUGGAGCGCGAGAGGGAUAACAUGAGCCUUCGACAGGAACUGGAGGCGCUUCGGGACGCGCUGGAGCUUGCGAAGCGCAACGGAACGCUCAAUGGCGAAAUUACGAAUGGUGUCAGCAACACGCCGGCCGUGGCCAGUGGACUCAUCAACCUCGUCUCCUCUAAGAAACCGAAGCGCCGGAGCGCUGGCGCGGAGCCUCGCGAACUGGACCGCCUCAGCGGCACAUACAACCCCAGGCCGGUGUCCAUGGCCGUCACCAGCACCUCUCACCGCCAGAACCUGUCGGGAGCCACCUUCAUCCCCGGGGUCGACAACAUUGAGAUGGAGCUCGAGAGCCUGCUCGCCGACGAGGACGGCCUCAACGAGGAGGUCACCAUGGGCCUGAUCCGCAACCUCAAGAUACCCUCCCCCAACACGAACCCUCCCCCCUCGGACAAGGAAGUCCUUUUCCCAUCAUAUCUUAUCAACUUGGUGACCUCGGAGAUGUGGAACAACGGCUUUGUCAAGGAAUCGGAGCGCUUCCUUGCCAAUGUGAUGCAGUCAAUACAGCAGGAGGUGAUGCAGCACGAUGGCGACGAGGCCAUCAACCCCGGCGCCUUCUGGCUGUCCAACGUCCACGAAAUGCUCUCCUUUGUCUUCUUGGCGGAGGAUUGGUACCAGACUCAAAAGACGGACAAUUACGAGUAUGACCGUCUUCUGGAGAUCGUCAAGCACGAUCUGGAGAGUCUCGAGUUCAACAUUUACCACACCUGGAUGAAGGUCUUGAAGAAGAAGCUGCAAAAGAUGAUCAUCCCCGCCAUCAUAGAGUCGCAGUCGCUGCCGGGCUUCAUCACGAACGAAAGCAACCGCUUCCUCGGCAAGCUCCUGCAAUCAAAUUCCGCACCGGCGUACAGCAUGGAUAACCUCCUCAGUCUGCUUAAUAGUGUUUUCCGGGCCAUGAAGGCAUACUACUUGGAGGAUUCAAUCAUUACUCAGACCAUCACGGAGCUGCUGCACCUGGUUGGCGUGACUGCCUUCAACGACUUGCUCAUGCGCCGCAACUUCCUGUCAUGGAAACGAGGCCUGCAGAUCAACUACAACAUCACUCGAAUUGAGGAGUGGUGCAAGAGCCACGACAUGCCAGAAGGCACGUUGCAGCUUGAGCAUUUGAUGCAAGCAACCAAACUGCUCCAACUGAAGAAGGCAACAUUGAAUGACAUUGAAAUCAUUCAAGACAUUUGCUGGAUGCUCUCGCCCAACCAGAUUCAGAAGCUCUUGAACCAGUACCUUGUUGCCGACUAUGAGCAGCCUAUCAACGGAGAGAUUAUGAAGGCCGUCGCCUCUCGAGUCACCGAGAAGAGCGAUGUCUUGCUCCUGCAGGCGGUUGACAUGGAAGAUAGUGGUCCAUAUGAGAUUGCAGAGCCCCGUGUCAUCACGGCGCUCGAGACAUAUACCCCAUCAUGGCUACAAACACCUCGUCUGAAGCGGCUAGCAGAGAUUGUCUCAGCGCAGGCCAUCGCGCAGCAAGAAAAGCUUGAGGCUGGCGAAGUCGAUGGUUUUGACGGUCAUCAACAACUAGCCGAAGUCGAGGAGUCAUCCGAGACGGAGCAGUGAGCGGCGACUUCGUAAAUCUUUCUGUGGAAAGGGGGUGAUGCAUCACGUUUGAAAAGAAAGGGGGCUGUCUAGACGUCUGAUCUGCGCAUCCGGGGAGGAGCGGCUAGCGAGUGUUGAUAUAUAAGGUCAAAAAGAGGGUUUUCUGUCAAGUGCUGCAGCACGGCAACAUAUACUUGGGGGCAUUUUUUUAUGUAUAGAGCGGAGCGGAUUUAGUUCUCCCUAUUUAGGCAAUUGCGCGGUGUCCGCUGGUAUCAAAUGAAAUAAUUAUGAAGACUGAGGGAGCGAGGAUUCCAGCAGCAAAGAAGUCAAAAGACGAAAAGAGAAGGGCGAAGUGGUUAAAAAUCGAAAGACCGGUUUGGUACACGGAACCUAUGUAGGUAGACGAAGAGUGCGUCAAGAGAGAGAGCGAGAGUGAGGGUGGAGUUGGCCUGUUUUUUUGCUUUAGUUGGGCGUUUUGC
This is a messenger RNA of Trichoderma reesei QM6a, 5428 nucleotides long. RefSeq names its product myosin. Gene Ontology annotation, biological process: vesicle transport along actin filament; actin filament organization. The transcript has 7 exons. Gene Ontology annotation, cellular component: myosin complex; vesicle; actin cytoskeleton. NCBI's taxonomy places the organism in Eukaryota, Fungi, Ascomycota, Sordariomycetes, Hypocreales, Hypocreaceae. The coding region runs from base 219 to 4970 and encodes 1583 amino acids. Gene Ontology annotation, molecular function: microfilament motor activity; actin filament binding; ATP binding. The record is from RefSeq and is a predicted model, not a curated record.